Molecule: messenger RNA, 1413 nt
Organism: Penicillium chermesinum
Lineage: Eukaryota; Fungi; Ascomycota; Eurotiomycetes; Eurotiales; Aspergillaceae
Exons: 4
Coding region: 1-1413 (470 amino acids)
Source: RefSeq, a predicted model, not a curated record
AUGGAGUGGUUUCCUAUACCUGGGGGGUUCAUUGCAAACUGGAAGAAACCAGUGCCACCUUCGGAGUUGCCAGAUGGUGUUAUUUGGAAUGUCCCUACCACUUCUAGAUGGACCUUGGCAGAGGCCAGAGAGGUGAUGAAAACUAUCGGUACGCGCUACAUCUGGUGGGACUGGAUGUGUGUUCCGCAGGUUCGAAACGAUGACUUGGGUAAAGGACUCCUCGAUGCAAAGGGAGAGGAGAUAGGGAAGCAACUGCAUAUCUACAGGAAUUCGAAGAAAAGCAUCGUCUGGCUACAUUCAACGUCUUGGGCGGAAGAGUCAGCGCUCAAGAAAAUUCUGCUCUUAGGAAUGACACGGCCCGGGGAUGCGGACCCAGAAAUCGUUCGAAAGCAUACAGCUGACGUAGAGCAAUGGAUCCAGACCGCCCAGAAAGAGGAACGCUGGUUAAAGUCCGGGUGGACUUUGCAAGAAGGUGUUCUCCUGGGAGAUACACUUCUCAUUGAUAGUAAUGGAAAGCCAUUCUCGGACGAAAGAUUCUACAACGAAGCCCAGGCAACCGUUAGAGACUUGUCUAUCCCGAUUUCAGUCCUGGCACACAACCUUGCCUCGGCUUAUUUCAUACACGUUGAAGGUCAUGAUCCCGAUCCCGUGAGGCCAGGAGCAGGCCAGUUUGGAAAUCUGUUACCGAAGUCGCCCAACUCAGCACUCUGGCUGCGGCGAUCGAUCAAGUUUCUCGUUGAGACGGGAUUGAGCCGAGAAUACAAGUACGUCGAAGACUCCUGCUGGGCAUUGAUCGGUGCAAUGGAGCUCGAGAACGUCAAGGUUGAAUACGGAAUUCCCAUGGACGAUGUUAAGAGGCAAUUCUUGUCUGCCCUUAUCGCAAAGAACCAAUGGGAAAUGUUUUUCCUUCCCCCCCCGAGUGUCUUCCGGUGGCUUUCGAUCGCGGACGGUGCUUUGUUACCUCUUGGUCUCUUCUUGGUUGAGUCGCAUCCAAGCCCGGGGUUUACCGAGGACAAUCUGCCCCAGAUCAUAUUCUCGGACGAGCACUUCGGUUCCGACGAUCUCCGCCUCAAAGCAAAAGAAGGUCAAGUCAUAGGUCUCUUUCGGGCAGCCAAAGAAACUGUUACCUGGUUCCGUCACUAUCGCCAGGACGAGGAUGGGUUGCGAAUAGUCUCUCCUCGAGUCGUCGCAUUUGCCGAGGAUGCGCUGUUUGAAUCGGCUUGGUUCCUGCCUUUGUGGGAUGUCGAUAUCAAGGGUGAGAUACGAGGCAAACGUUGUGUCUUAUUACUUCGAUUCAACGGCGAAAGCGCUGCUCAACCGGCGCGGGCGGCGUUUGGUGGGAUGAUUGACAUUUGGGGAAUUGGGACUGAGAGAAUCGAAAUCGACGAGAUCAUACUGGACCCUACUCCAUGA